Molecule: messenger RNA, 846 nt
Organism: Cyphellophora attinorum
Lineage: Eukaryota; Fungi; Ascomycota; Eurotiomycetes; Chaetothyriales; Cyphellophoraceae
Exons: 1
Coding region: 1-846 (281 amino acids)
Source: RefSeq, a predicted model, not a curated record
AUGACGAUGCACACCCGCCGUAAUCGUCAGCCCACAGCAAAGGGUGCCGAGUACCAGGAGACCCUCCACAAGACUCCCUCUCCCAAGGGCAUCAACAACAGCAGCACCAAGAAGCCUUCUCCCGCUGCUGUCUGCAAACCUGUAGCCUCUCCUGCUCGUAAGAGCAACAACAAGAAGACCUCUUCUGCAGCUCGCAAUGCUGCAGCCAUCGCCGUUGUUGAGGCAAUCGACAGAUCACCGUCGUUCUCGCCUAUCUCUCCUCCCACCUCACCAUCAAGCAGCAACAAGAGCAGCAAUCCUCUGCAAGCUUAUGACAACGCCAUGGCUAAAGCAGCCGCCGAUGCUCUCGCCGACUUCAGCUCGGAUACAUACUAUACCGAAUCGUAUCCGGAGUGGAAGUUCAGGAUGCGUGGAGAGCGAGAGCGUGCUGCAUGGAUUGUAGCAAAGCCAAAAGGAGCACCAACAGCUGCAGAGCCAUCGUCGGCGCGUCGCCGCCUCUUCACAUCUUCAGACAUGGACGAUGAUGUCUAUGUCGACAACGACCCGCCCAUAUACAUCAAACCGAAACUUCGCCGGGAUCAUGCCCUUAUGGGUAUCACGGCUGGCGUUCGCAAGCCAUCUAAGAAAGGGCAGUACAAUGGCUGCCAUAUCCGAGUCCACAAGACCUUUGCCGCUAAUCUGGGUCUUUACUACCACAAAGAUGGUAAGGGUGGCUGCAUCACGCCCAAGGAGCUGGCACAUGAUAGGGAGAAGUUCGCAGAGAUAGGCAUCGACAUUAACAUGCCUGUCGGUCGGCCGAUUGAUAUCGACGAGUCUAGCAUCAUCCAAAGGCGCACGACUUUCUAG